This is a messenger RNA of Talaromyces stipitatus ATCC 10500, 918 nucleotides long. Its product is annotated as 3-oxoacyl-[acyl-carrier-protein] reductase, putative. The transcript has 2 exons. Lineage: Eukaryota; Fungi; Ascomycota; Eurotiomycetes; Eurotiales; Trichocomaceae. The coding region runs from base 1 to 918 and encodes 305 amino acids. Gene Ontology annotation, molecular function: oxidoreductase activity. Gene Ontology annotation, cellular component: cytosol. The record is from RefSeq and is a predicted model, not a curated record.
AUGGCCGCCCCGUUCCCCUCCCCAACCGCCAAAUGGCAUACAACCACCUACCCAACCCUCUCACCAGCCCGCCCUGAACUCUCAGCAAAGGGUAGAACUGUCCUCAUCACCGGUGGUGGUACAGGUAUAGGUGCCGAAACAGCUCGCUAUUUUGCCCAGGCAGGCGCAUCUCGGAUCGCACUCUUGGGCAGACGGGAACAGCCCUUGCUGGAUACAAAGGCAUCUAUUGAGCAGAUCAACGGCGAUGUCGAUGUCUUCGUUGCUCCAACAGAUAUCACGAACAAAGAACAAGUCGAUGCCGCUUUUGAUCGAUUUGUCGGGGGCGAUCAACCGGGCAAAAUAGACAUUCUAAUCAGCAACGCAGCCAUUGUCGGACCCCUAAAUCCCAUCAGCAGCGUGGAUGCUGAUCAAUUCCUAGACGCAAUCAAUGUAAUCAUCAAGGGCUCCUUGUACGUCGCACAGGCAUUUCUACGCCAUGCCGUGCCCCAGGACGCCGUCAUCGUUGAGACGAAUUCUUCCGCCGCUCACCUCAAUUUUGCGCCUGCAUUUGUCUCGUAUAGUGUCGCCAAGUUGGCCGUUUACAGACUUUGGGAUAGUUUGGGAUUCGAGUUCGAGAAGGCUGGAAUGAGAGUGUAUCAUGUUCAGCCUGGUGUGGUUAAUACGGAUAUGAAUAAGGAGGCUGGCGGUGUCAAGGCGGUGGGAUUUGAGGAUCACGUCUCUCUACCAGCAAGCUUCAACCUCUGGCUCACGAGCCCCGAAGCCAAAUUUCUCAAGGGCAAGUUCCUCUGGGCGAAUUGGGAUGUGGAUGAACUUAAAAUACGAGCAAAAGAGAUUGAGGAAGGGUCGGAAUUCAACAUUCAGGUUGUAGGGUGGCCGUUUGGGGAGAAGAAUUGGAAGUCUGGAUGGCAGGUUUCUUAA